Messenger RNA from Drosophila takahashii, 1247 nucleotides. It is a transcript of the gene Tcs4, whose product is annotated as Threonyl-carbamoyl synthesis 4. Gene Ontology annotation, biological process: tRNA threonylcarbamoyladenosine modification. Lineage: Eukaryota; Metazoa; Arthropoda; Insecta; Diptera; Drosophilidae. The record is from RefSeq and is a predicted model, not a curated record. Gene Ontology annotation, cellular component: mitochondrion.
UUAUGCAUGCACUCAGGUGUUUAGCCGGCAAUUGGAUUCAGAUUCCAAUUCCAAGAGCAAGUGCAGCCGGAGGAGCGACCAGGAGGCGGCUCAGUUAUGUCCUGGGCAUCGAGACCUCCUGCGACGACACGGGCAUCGCCAUCGUGGACACCGCCGGCCGGGUGAGGGCGAAUGUGCUGGACUCGCAGCAGGAGUUCCACACCAGAUACGGAGGCAUCAUUCCGCCGCGGGCCCAGGACCUCCACCGCGCCCGCAUCGAGUCCGCCUACCAGCGCUGCCUGGCGGAGGCGCAGCUGCAGCCGGAGGAUCUAGCGGCCAUUGCGGUCACGACGCGUCCCGGCCUGCCGCUGAGCCUGCUGGUCGGCCUGCGCUUCGCCCGCCACCUGGCCCGUCGCCUGCAGAAGCCCCUGCUGCCCGUCCACCACAUGGAGGCGCAUGCUCUGCAGGCGCGCAUGGAGCACAAGGAGAUCUGCUUUCCCUUCCUCUGCCUCCUGGCCAGCGGCGGCCACUGCCAGCUGGUUGUGGUCCAUGGCCCGGGACGCCUCACUCUGCUUGGCCAGACCUUGGACGAUGCGCCCGGCGAGGCGUUCGACAAGAUCGGACGCCGCCUGCGCCUGCACAUCCUGCCCGAGUACCGCCUGUGGAACGGCGGCCGAGCCAUCGAGCACGCCGCCCGGUUGGCCAGCGAUCCGCUGGCCUACGACUUCCCGCUGCCGCUCGCCCAGCAGCGCAACUGCAGCUUCAGCUUUGCGGGCAUCAAGAACAACUCCUUUCGCGCUAUCCGCAGGCGAGAGCUUUCCGAACGGACGCCUCCGGAUGGGGUGAUCAGUAAUUACGGGGACUUUUGCGCCGGCCUGCUGCGCGCCGUCAGCCGGCAUUUGAUGCACCGCACCCAGCGGGCCAUCGAGUACUGCCUCCUGCCGCAGCUGCGUCUCUUCGGCGACGCCCCGCCCACGCUGGUCAUGUCCGGCGGGGUGGCCAACAACGAUGCCAUCUACGCGAAUAUCGCUCACCUGGCCGAGCAGUACGGAUGCCGCAGCUACCGGCCGUCCAAGCGCUACUGCUCCGACAACGGGGUGAUGAUCGCCUGGCACGGAGUGGAGCAGCUGCUGCAAGACAAGCAGGGCAGCCUGCGCUUCGACUACGACAGCAUCGACAUCCAGGGCAGCGCGGGAUUCGCCGAAUGCCACGAGGAGGCUGUGCAAGCGGCGGCCAUCAAGUGCAAGUGGAUACAGCCACUGGGCUAA